AUGUUAAAGCUUAUAGAAAAGCGUCUUAUUAAUUUCAUUACUCUUAAAUUCAAAGAAAAUGAUUUAGAAAAAAAAUAUUAAUAGUAUAGAUCUCCUUCAUUGAUAAUUCCAUAUAUAUACAAUUUGGUGACAUUAUUUGUAAUGGAAAUUGUGAUAUUUAUAAUGCUAAUUAUAAAUACUAGCUCUGGAAAUAUUUUAUGGAUAUGCGGUGGUAUAUUUGGGUCAUUAGUUCCAAUUAUUAUUUAUGUUCUUAUUUAUCAUUAAAAUUAUUCUAAUGCCUAAGUAUCUUUAUCUUGUCCUUAAACUUCUGAUAAUUCUAUUGUCAACCCUAACUAAACUGACCUUUUACUAUUUUUAUAUGCUCAUGAAACAAUUACACUUUCAUAAGCCUUCUUUAUUGAUUUUUGGGACUUCAGUAUAGAUUCAUUAUUGAUAAUUGUUAAUAGAAUAAUAAAUGGUGUUAUUUUUGGAAAUUAAAUACGUUCAAAUGCUUUUUUGAAUAUUCUAUUCUAUCUAGUUCCUAUUUUCCUCAUAUUAAAUAGAUACAUUAGAGAGCUAACAUAGAGAUCUAAAUUUUUAGAUAACAAUAAUAACAGUGAAUGGGUAAAUAUAAUUGAUAAUAUGUAUAACUCUUGCUUAAUAGUUAGUAGAUGGGACGAUAGACACUAAACUAUUUAAAUGAUUAGAGUGAGUGCAAACGCAGAGACAAAAUAUAAAAUCUUUGAUGGAGAGUCUAUGAAGAAUUUUUAUAGUAAGAUUAUAAUAGAUAUAAAAAGUAGUGAGGGUUAAUUAAAUGGCUUAGCAGAAGAUGGUAAAAAACUAACAUUAAAAGAUUAUUUGUUAUCUAGAUGUGUAUUACACAAACAGCAAAGGAGUAGAAAGUAAACGGCAUAUAGAAAAAAGCAACCAAAAAGUAAUACACCACUAUCAACUGCUACUAAAACAGAAGAUUUGAAAUAAGAACUUCAAGCAAAGCGGUUAAGGUGUAAAUCCUAACACUAAAGGAAUUUAGUGGAAAGUGAAACAUUAAUAGGAUAUUAUUAUAGAUAAGGAGAAGAUCAAAAGUAUUCAAGAAUUUUUAGAAUAAAGGUAAGUAAUUUUUAAAUGAAUGAAUCUGCUCUUGUUACCUGCAUCGAAGAUAUAACUUACUAAGACGAUAUAAAAUAUUUUUAAAAUUCUAAAAUUUAAUCAGAUAAAUUGUUAUUGCAAACUCUUAACGAUUUUAGAAUAAAAUUAGUUCCUAUAAUAAGAGGGGUAGUAGAAUUUGAAAAAGCUAACUUGGAUGAAUAGUACGAUAAUAUUGUAGAAACAAUAAAAUAUAAUACUUACUUAAUAAUGAAUCACAUAUAUGUUUUAUUUGACUAUUUCUCUAUCAAUGAGAAGAAAGGAGUUAAUGUCAAAAUGGCAUAAUUUUCCUUUAAAUAAAUGAUAUGGGAUUUAGUAGGUAUGUUUCAAGCCUAGGCCAAAAUGAAUGAUAUUUAAUUUAUUCAUAAGAAUGAUGUACGUAGGAUGGAUAAAACCUUCUCAGAUGAAAGAAGAAUCAAAUAAGUUCUAAUUACUAUUUUAUCUAAUGCUAUAAAUUAAGUAGGUUAAGGGUCUAUUUCUUUUAAAGUUUGCUUAGAAAGAAAUGAUUUUAAUGUAACUUAAUCAUAAACAGACAGUCCUACAAGCAGUAAAAGUCACCCUAGUUUAAGAUUUGAGAUUGAAGUGUAAAUUAAAGAAAAGAAAAAAAAGAGAGAUGAUGUGAAUGAAGAUUUCGAAUAAAUGUUCAAAAAAAUAGAGAGUCAAGUAAUUGACGAAUUAGUAAAAACUCUAGGACCAUACUAAAUAAAAGCAGAAGACAUUAUAGAAAACAAUACAUUAAAAACAUCGUUUGCUAUUUAUGCAGACUUUGUUAAUUUAAGAAAAGAAGAAAGACUCCAUUCUCUUAUAAGACCUGAAGUUUCAAUAAAUUAUUAAUAAUAAUAGAGAAAUAGAGCUUCUACAAAGUAAAGCACAUUAUUCCAACAAAGAAAAAGCCAAAAAUCGAUUGAAUCAGCUCCAGUCAAGACUUAUGGUUAAACUUACACUUAACAUCCAAUUGAAAAAUAAACCUAAGAACAGUAAGUGGUUACCUCAAAAAAAGAUUUUAACUAAAUUGAGGAAAAUAAUAAAGAGUAGCAGACAGCUUUAGAUACAAAAGAUUUAGUGGAGUAGCAACUUAAGGAGUUUUAGGAGUAAAAACAAAAAUUAGAAUAUGAAAAAUAAAGAUAAGAAAGUAUGUCUCCUAAAACCAGAUUUGAUUCUAAAGGUUAAAUUAGGAGCACAACAAUAAGGCCGGGGUCAAAUAUCUUGAAUUCCUCUUAGCAUAAAACAUUCUUGCAGAAUCUUAGUCGUUAACUUAGAGAUACAACAAUAAUUAACUAAUAGAAUCAAUCCUCAGCAUAAGAGGAAAAUGAAGAUAACUAAAACUCAUUUUCUCAAAAUAAGAUAGAUAGUAAGGAUUCUCGUGCCAAAUUAUCCAAUUAUCACUUUUAAGAAGAUAACAACCAAAAAAGAUAAGUUGACGACUGUAAUAAUAAUAGCAUAAAUUUUUCUUCAGUGAGCCAACAUUAUCUAGAUGAAGAAAAUCUAGGUCAAAGUGAGUUAGGGAUUACAGAUCAAGAAACUAAUAUUUAAAAAUUAUAUCAACCACAAUUUAACGUUGAUUCAUAUAUUGGCAAUAAAUUUAGCUCUUAUUUUUCAAAAUAAUCAUAAGAAAUUGCAUUUAUAGAAGGAGAUAAAAGCAAUAGCUAACACAGUAAUUUACUUUUAGGAUUAGGAGAUAAAAGUAUCAGUAAAAGUAACUCAGAUGAAAUGUCUUAAAGCUAUUUCAUUAAUGAAAAAAGAGACUCUGUAAAUGAGUAGCUAUAUUCCUCUGAUAAAAGCUACCCUUCGUAGUUAGAAAUAAGACCUAAAAAAGCAAGUCUCUUUUCUUAAAUAAGAUGA
This is a messenger RNA of Tetrahymena thermophila SB210, 2967 nucleotides long. RefSeq names its product transmembrane protein, putative. The record is from RefSeq and is a predicted model, not a curated record. The transcript has 8 exons. Lineage: Eukaryota; Ciliophora; Oligohymenophorea; Hymenostomatida; Tetrahymenidae.